Lepisosteus oculatus (spotted gar) is the source of this 2499-nucleotide messenger RNA. Lineage: Eukaryota; Metazoa; Chordata; Actinopteri; Semionotiformes; Lepisosteidae. The record is from RefSeq and is a predicted model, not a curated record.
AUGAUGGUUUUUGGCGUUUUGACAUCAGAGAAACAGACUAUUUGUAGACUUCAAGGUACAGGUGUUUUUCCAGACUUCUUUAAAGACGGAGAUAUUGUGAUUGGGGGAGUGUUUGCAAUCCACAGCAAGACAGAGGAGACAGAACUCAACUUUAAAACCAAACCACAGCAUCAGGAAUGUAAAAGCUUUUACUCUGCAGAAUUUCAGUCGGCACUGACGAUGAUCUUUACCAUUGAAGAAAUAAACAACAGGACUGAUGUUCUUCCUGGAGUGUCUUUGGGAUUUAAGAUUUAUGACACAUAUGGCUCCAUACCUUUGGCUAUAAGAGCAGCCAUGGCUCUGAUGAAUGGAAAUGAGGAAACUCUCUCUGACAGCUCCUGCUCCAGACCAGCUGCAGUUCAAGCUAUAAUAGGAGAAUCUGCAUCAUCACCCACAAUUGCAAUCUCAUCAGCAGUUGGACCUUUUCAAAUUCCUGUGAUCAGUCACUUUGCAACCUGUGCAUGUCUGAGCAAUCGAAGGCGAUUCCCUUCAUUCUUCAGAACCAUCCCCAGUGACUUUUAUCAGAGCAGAGCUCUGGCUCAGCUUGUGAAGCACUUUGGAUGGACCUGGGUUGGGGCCAUUAGAAGUGACAAUGAUUAUGGCCACAGUGGAAUGACUACCUUUAUACAAGCUGCCCAGAAAGAGGGCAUCUGUAUUGAAUAUUCAGAAACCAUUCAUGAAAACUAUCCGAGGAAGGACAUUCUUAAAACCAUAAAUGUAAUAAAAAAGAGCACAGCAAAGGCCAUUAUAGCUUUCCUUGCCCGAGCAGAGAUUAUUGUUUUAUUGAGAGAAUUAUCACUUCAGAAUGUAACUGGUCACCAAUGGAUUGGCAGUGAAGCCUGGAUUACUGCCAGUAAUGUUGCAACUGCAGAGGGUUAUAGAAUUCUGAGAGGAGCUAUAGGGUUUGCUAUUCUUAAAACCAAAGUAGAUGGACUGAGAGAGUUUUUAACAAAUAUUCAUCCAUCACAACAUCCAGGCAAUGUGGUGAUCAAUGAGUUUUGGGAAACUGCAUUUAAUUGUUCCCUGACAAAUGAAGAAAAUUCAACUGGUAGGACAACUUGUACAGGGACUGAAAAUUUAAGAGAAAAAAGUGGAUAUGCGGUUGUGUCGGAGAUGAGAUUUUUCAAUAAUUUAUAUAAAUCAGUGUAUGCUGUUGCAUAUGCUCUACAUAGCCUGCUUGAGUGCAAACCACAAGGUCCUUCUUCCAAUUACACUUGUGCAAAAAUGAGUAAUACUGAACCAAGGCAGGUUCUUCAGCAUCUCAAAAAAGUAAAUUUCAUAACCAAAACAGGAGAACAGGUCUCAUUCGAUGACAAUGGAGAUCCAGUUGCGAGAUAUGAAUUAGUGAACUGGCAGCUUGUUAAUGAGAGCACCAUCCAGUUUGUGACUGUUGGUUACUAUGAUGCUUCACUGCCAGCAGGUCGUCAGUUUAAGCCUGAGUCAGUGUGCAGUGAGAGCUGUCCCCCAGGCACUCGAAAGGCAGUUCAGAGAGGAAGGCCUGUGUGUUGCUAUGAUUGCAUACGAUGUGCUGAAGGAGAGAUCAGCAACACCACAGAUGCUAAUGGCUGUAUCCAGUGUUCUUUGGAUUGUUGGUCAAAUGAGAAAAGAGAUGCAUGUGUACUUAAAAUAAUUGAAUUUUUGUCCUUUGGAGAAAUCAUGGGAAUUGUGCUCUUGAUAUUUUCUGUGUCUGGAGUUGGUGUAACUAUAGGGAUAGCACUGAUCUUCUUUAAAUAUAAGGAUACUCCCAUCGUUAAAGCCAAUAACUCUGAACUGAGUUUCCUUCUGCUCUUUUCAUUGACUCUGUGUUUCCUCUGUUCACUUACUUUCAUUGGCCAGCCCUCUGACUGGUCCUGUAUGUUGCGGCACACAGCAUUUGGGAUCACAUUUGUCCUGUGCAUCUCUUGUGUUCUGGGGAAAACAAUAGUGGUGUUAAUGGCCUUUAGGGCUACACUGCCAGGCAAUAACAUCAUGAAAUGGUUUGGGCCCACACAGCAACGAUUAAGUGUUCUUGCUUUCACACUUGUACAGGUCUUGAUUUGUGUUCUUUGGUUGGCAAUAUCACCUCCUUUUCCUAAAAAGAACAUGAAAUACUACAGAGAAAAAAUAAUUCUGGAGUGUGACCUAGGAUCUGCAGGUGCAUUCUGGGCUGUGUUAGGGUACAUAGGAUUCCUCUCUGCCUUGUGCUUUGUGCUCGCUUUUUUGGCUCGGAAGCUGCCUGAUAACUUCAAUGAAGCCAAAUUCAUUACAUUCAGCAUGCUCAUAUUCUGUGCUGUCUGGAUCACCUUUAUACCAGCUUAUAUCAGCUCUCCUGGGAAAUUCACAGUAGCUGUAGAAAUAUUUGCAAUUUUGGCAUCGAGUUUUGGUUUAUUCUUCUGUAUAUUUGCCCCAAAAUGUUAUAUACUUUUACUAAAGCCUGAAUUAAAUACAAAGAAACAUCUGAUGGGUAAAAUGCCAUCAUAG